Musca domestica (house fly) is the source of this 854-nucleotide messenger RNA. RefSeq names its product ankyrin repeat domain-containing protein 49 (gene Ankrd49). The transcript has 2 exons. Gene Ontology annotation, molecular function: protein binding. Bases 118 to 765 code for a protein of 215 amino acids. NCBI's taxonomy places the organism in Eukaryota, Metazoa, Arthropoda, Insecta, Diptera, Muscidae. The record is from RefSeq and is a predicted model, not a curated record.
AUUGUGAAUUGUCAUUAUUGUAUUUUACCACAGCAGAAUCAAACUUUUUUGUUUAAAACAUUUAGUAAAUAUUUAUUAUUAUUUUUGGAAUUUAUUAAAUUAAAUAUACUUUAUAAAAUGGGUGACUAUGACUCCGACGAGGAACAAUCGCAAUUGGACAAAUUAAGGUACGCCAAGGUACCGAAAGGAAUGCACGUCAGUGGUUGGGAUGACGAUGCCGAUGAAUUGAUUGAAGAAGACAAAAAUCCAGAAGCCACCUUGGAACGCAUGAUUUUGUGGGCUGUAAAUGAAAAGAAGCAUGACGAAAUACGGGAAAUUCUAAGACUUGAUCCAGAAACGGUGUCUGCGGUAGAUGAUGAUGGCUAUACACCAUUGCAUCGAGCGGCAUAUAAUAACUUUACCGAUAUUGCAAAACUCUUACUUCAAUACAACGCAAAUCCUAAUGCCAAAACUAAGUUAGGUUGGACUCCAUUACAUUCGGCGUGCAAAUGGAGUCAUGCCGAAAGCGUUGCCCUGCUAUUGCAACAUGGUGCCGAUGUUAAUGCCCAAUCCGAUGGACAACAGACACCAUUACAUGUGGCCGCUACAGUUUCAAAUUGCCGCAAUACAGCCACAACACUGCUAAUGGAUCCCAACAUUAAUCCCAGAUCAUUAAAUAAUUCCGAAGAAACAGCAGAAGAGAUUGCAAGGAGGACGGGUUUAUCGGCACCCCUCUUCGAAAUGGGUCAUGCAGCUUAUGAAGUAGAAACGGGAAUAAUUGAUUAAUUUAGGCUUUUAUUAAGUAGUGAGUGGGAGGGUAUGUAUUAAAUACAAAUAAAUUAUUGAAAUAAAGAAAAAUAUAAAUACAUUAUUCA